CGACUUUUCCUGGGGCACUACUGCACAAACAGCAGCCGUGUCAACGCUAACGCAUUACAAUUUUGUGUGCCACAGAAGCUCACAGAAGAAAACCCAAACGUCUCCAAACAUAGGUUCGCGGUGAACUUUUCGCCGUCCUUAGCAGGCGGCCAACACAGGAGAGGUUCUUUGCGUGUGCUGCUAGAAUCGUGACGAAUCAGGGCAUGUGUAACAACAUCGAAAAAGGCAGUUCAACACCCGCUCCACAGGUGUAGUUAAUCGUUCCCAAACCGUUUCCAAAACGCUCCUGAAUUGCUGUGGCGCAUGGCAUUAAAUUUUGUUACAACAGAAACUAGUGUAUAAUUGUUCGUGGUGAGCAUCGACUGCUUGGAUUGAGUGUCGACUUCGAGAAAUCGGUUGUUGGGUAGAAACGGUAAUAGACUAAGUACGCGAACUACUGUGGAUGAAUGUAUACAUCCAGGGUGCAGUGUAUAAUUAUUGUCCCUCGAUAGUGUACGCAAAGGUGUUAAAUUCAGUGCUGCAGGUGUGAAUUUGUAGUCUCGCGCUAUAGUAUUUAUGGGCCAAAAGGCCUAGCUGUGUACCAUUCCCUCGUUCAAAGGAAAAAGCAUCAAUUUUAUGUGGAAAAUUGGGGUAGUUUACACUAACAAAUAAAAAAAAACCCACAAGUAAUUCUACACACACACACAAAGCGCAACAAACAGGCCUUCUUCCAUCACGGUCGGUGAGUCCUUUUCUUAUCGGACACAAUCUGCGUCAGUCAGUCAGUUGUCCCACAGUCACAAUCUUCGACCUCCAUCUUUCGACGAUUGGUAACGAAAGCCCCAGUCCGUGUGUACGUGUGUGUGUAUGGGCAUGUGUCUAUAGUUGGAGAAAAUGUGCAACAAAUGAAUGAGCAGCAGCAGCAGCAGCAGCAACAGCAUCCGAGUGGUUCAAUGUCGUACGUGCCCCAUUUAGAUCCAUCAGCUGCCGCGCAUGAUACCGCCAAUGACAGCGUCACAUCCGUGAAGUCACUUCCCUUUAGCGUCACCAGCGUUACCGUCAACACGGUGGAAAAUAAGGACGAAUUUUAGAUUCUUGCACAAGAAAGGAAGGAACGAAGCAGGGGCGCUAGACGGAUAGCAGGAGCGGCACUUGUUACAGCAGAACCUACGUCAUCGCAAAACACGCUCGAAGGGGAUCGCUGCGGCGGAAUUUAACAUUUCAAAAUGCUUCCAGCAAACGUAAUGUCGUUCAUGAAGAAGAUGGUGGCCACCGAUGAGGCAUCCCAUCAGCAACCAUCGAUGGAAAACACGGGAGCCUUCGGGAAGCUGAAGCAAACCCUUUCCACAUCGCUGCUGACGGCACAGGACAGAGUGAAUAAAAUGUCCCCACGCCCUUCACUGGUGCCGGAUGCAAUGGAGACGACACCACAGGAUGACCCUUACAAGGAUACGCCAGUCCCCGAGAAGGUGUCUAAUGAGGGCAACAAGUUCAACACACGGUCUGGUUCGUGCCGGAUAUGUUUGAAAUCGUUUAAACCGAACGACUUCAAAAAGACCUGCGUCGAGUGUGAUCAGAAGGUUUGCGAAGACUGUGCCAGCUAUAGCAAGCUACAAGAUUCGGAAGAUCUGGAUCUUUGGCGAUGUAGCGUCUGUCGACGAAAGAUGGCGUCCCGUAUUUGCAUACCGCAGGAAUCGACCGACUCUGCUCUGGAGGUGCCAGUUAUGGAGACGCUUCAGCGACGCCAUUCGGACAUUAAGCUAGGCUUCAACCAGCAUCUGGACGAUGGCAAGGGUUCAGCGUUGGCUCCACCUCGCAGUCCCGAGCUGCGUCGCCAUUCGGACGUUUCGCCGGCAUCGUUGAAGGAGUUGGAAAAGUUGAAAGGUGUACAGAAUCCGAAGAAUGAUAUGGAUUGGCGCAAGGGUCACAGUGCCGCACCGAGCCGAUCAUCAAGCCCGCCCGGUCGGAAGGAAAUGGAGCUGGGCACACCGCGCGUUUUUUCACGCCGGCCCUCAACCAAGAUGUCCCGCCAGCGAAGCUACGACGACGAGUUCAAAACGAUGAGUUCCGAUACGAAUCUGGCCGAGGCGGGCCUUAACCUGCCGCCACCGAUGCCGCGGCGAAAGUCGGCGUACGAUGUGUACGCACCGGGCGUUUUAGUAAAUGCGAUGCAGUCGGUAAAGCUAGCCCCGGACGAUCCGGAAAAGAUCAGCACAUCGCGCCGCUCGUCGAUGAAGAUGAUGGCGGACGGGAGCGAGUUCGGUGCGGACGAUCAUACGGUGGCCGAUAUGAAAGCGGCCGGACUGAUUGUGGACGAUGAUCGACGGCACAAGCGACGUGGAUCGCAGCUACCCGACAUUCCGGCACUGAAAGACAAAACUGCCCAGAACUCUGCGAACAUAUCAGUCUAUCAGUGUCCGGCGUUGGAGGACUUGGAAGCACCCAAGCGGCAAACAUCGUUGGAUGGGGAAGGUAUCAAGAUCGUGAUACACGAUGCAGACGCUGGACCACUGUGUGCCGCCAAAAGGAGCGUGCUAUUGCGAAGAGAUCCCUCGGAUAAAGCGCACAGAACACGAGGAUUUGGAAUGCGUGUAGUCGGUGGUAAAACAGGUGCCGAUGGACGACUUUUCGCGUACAUUGUGUGGACCGUACCGGGAGGACCUGCCGAGAAAGGUGGUCUCCAGCAGGGUGAUAAGAUUCUGGAAUGGUGCGGUACCUCGCUGACAGAUCGCAGCUUUGAAGAGGUGUGCGCCAUUAUGGAUCGCACGGGUGACACGGCCGAACUGCUGGUCGAGCAUGCCACAGACUUUAAGAUGUGUGAGCUGUUAGACGAAGGUGGCAUGGGCAUGAACGUUGGCUCGACUUACAGCAGCAGUAAUUCGACACGAGCUUUACCGGACACUAAUGUGCAUAAUCUAGCAUCAGAGAGUGAAUCAACGAUGGACAAAUCUCCCUCUUCACCGACCAGACGCAAAUUGCCUAAAACACCGGAACAGAUAGCAAAGGGCAAGUUAGUGUCCGGUAGGGUUCAGGUGCAUGUUUACUAUCACGGCGAGCGAAACGAACUUGUCGUUUCGGUGAUGGCUGCCGAUGACCUGCCGGAGCGCGAUGAAUCGCUGGGCUAUGGCAUGUAUCCGGAAGCCUAUGCGUCGAUCAAGUUGCUACCCAAAACGAACGAAUCGCAUGUCGCCCAGACCGAAGUGUCCACUCCCUCUCUGAAUCCCAUUUGGAACGCGACCAUUACCUUCCAGGACGUGUUCAGUGACAAUCUGUUAGACCGUAAGAUAGAGAUAGUGCUCUACGAUCUGUUGCCCCACUCGGAGCCCAUCUUUCUCGGCGAGUGCUCGGUGAAGCUGCAGAAAGCCUGCCUGGACGAUGUGGCCGUCUGGUACCGGCUGGAGGAUCCGAACCAUCUGCGCGGUUCGGGCCCGGUACCGCCUGCCCGCCUCCGACGCCGCUCAACCACCGCCUCCCAGAGCUCGAUCGAUGAAAGUUCGGCUUCGUUCGGCCGGUACGGCAGCAUCGAGGGAUCGCGCUUCCAGCGUUCGAUCUCGGACGAUGUCGACAGCCUGGACGAGAGCCGAUACCUGCUUCAUCCGAACUGGUCCGUGUCCGCGAGCAGGCGCGGUUCGACGCAGUCGGAAAUUCAGAUGCAAACGCUCGAGGUACACCAGAUCGGCAAGGAUUACUCAAAAUCGUUGCCCGGUUCGCGACGUUCGUCGUUUCAGGACACGAAGGAUCAGCUUACUGUUGGACCGGCCCAUUAUUCGCGCCGCUAUUCGACGGGUCGAACCGGUGGUACGGGUGGUACGGGUGGGCGUGAGGUACCACCAGAGCGGAAACUGUCCUUCGGUGGAACGAUCGGGGGCAUUGGCAGCGGUGGUGGUUCGCGAACAGAAUUCAUGCGCACCAUGAGCCUUUCGCGGGAGCUUGACAUGAAGAAUCGCAAAAAGAAGCGACUGUUCUCGUAAGGAACACUGCAAUGCAACGCAACGAAACUAAUAACACGAAUAUUCGAACGAAAACAAAACAACAACAUGAACGACACCGAAGCACAAUCAAGCAAAGUGCCCCACAACGGCAAACGCACCGUUGGGUGGCCAACACACAAAUGGUUUUGAAACUUAGACAAUGAGCAGGGAGAUGAUGGCGAAGGAUGUUAAUGGUUCACACACGCACACCAAACAUAGGAGUAACAUUUAAGAAGAGAAGAAAUAAAAUCCCUUGGCACACAACGCAACGUACGGGGGUGGGGAAACGUUCCCAAGGUAUGAGCUCUUUAUCAACGGUUGCAAGACACGUGGCGGAGCAGGUUGGCGGAUGCAUAAUUAUACACCUUCAUCAUCCUUCUCGUUUAUAUAGGGGUGUGUUUUUUGCACGUGCGACCAUGGCCGCGCGCGCGCGAUCCAUUUUACAAGAUUAUAUACAUAUAUAUCAUGUUUUUUGUGUAGCAAAUAUUUCAAAAGUUUACAGAACAUCACUUUCAACACAUGUUACAUUACGUAGGAGAAACGUAAAACGAAAUAAACUAUAAUUCCGGUAUAUUAA
Anopheles funestus (African malaria mosquito) is the source of this 4527-nucleotide messenger RNA. RefSeq names its product regulating synaptic membrane exocytosis protein 2 (gene Fife). Bases 1206 to 3950 code for a protein of 914 amino acids. Gene Ontology annotation, cellular component: presynaptic membrane; cytoskeleton of presynaptic active zone. The record is from RefSeq and is a predicted model, not a curated record. Gene Ontology annotation, biological process: regulation of synaptic plasticity; regulation of membrane potential; calcium ion-regulated exocytosis of neurotransmitter. The transcript has 11 exons. Gene Ontology annotation, molecular function: transmembrane transporter binding; small GTPase binding. NCBI's taxonomy places the organism in Eukaryota, Metazoa, Arthropoda, Insecta, Diptera, Culicidae.